AUGAAAACACAACGCCAGGACCAUGUAUUCUCUGGGACGCCAGAGCGCCUAGCUAGCCUCCGAGGUACCUGUCUCCUUCGAGAUCGAUAUCGAUGUGUCAUUUCACGCAAGUUCGACGCGGCUGAAGCCGAAAGGCGCUUCCAGAAAUAUGGUGAAAAUAAUGCUAUGGAUCAAGACGGAGUUCCCUUGGCCGAUCCUGGACAAGAAUUCGACUAUCUGGAGGUCGCACACAUUCUCCCACACUCUCUGACUAGUCUCGAUUCUUCUGGAGCGCUGAGCUCUACGAAAGCAGCGGCACUGGCUGUACUUAAUAUGUUUGACGCUGGUGUUGCCUACUUGAUCGAAGGAGUCGAUAUUGACCGACCGACUAACGCUCUCACGCUGGCUGUUAGUCAUCACAUAUCUUUCGGCGAUUUUCGGGUCUACUUUGAGCCCGUUGGAGAGACGCAUACAUAUCGGAUAGGCACAUUUCGGCGGGUUGGUUUUGCAAAGAAUUUCCCUGUCACUCGAACCCUCUUCCUCACCGAGGACCGGAGUAUCGAUCCGCCGUCUGCUCGGCUGCUUGCUGUUCAUCGUGCUAUUGCGCAUAUUUUGCACCUUUCCGCCGCCGGCGACUAUAUUGAUCACGUGCUGAGAGAUGUUGAUGAAGUCGGAAUCCGAGCAGAUGGGUCGACUGAUCUAUCACGAUUGUUGAAACUCAGACUCGGAGAGGCCUCAGGCCAUCACAAAAAUUGGCCACUGGAAGCAUAA
Fusarium pseudograminearum CS3096 is the source of this 750-nucleotide messenger RNA. RefSeq lists its product as uncharacterized. The record is from RefSeq and is a predicted model, not a curated record. Bases 1 to 750 code for a protein of 249 amino acids. The transcript has 2 exons. NCBI's taxonomy places the organism in Eukaryota, Fungi, Ascomycota, Sordariomycetes, Hypocreales, Nectriaceae.